Nannochloropsis gaditana CCMP526 is the source of this 2292-nucleotide messenger RNA. RefSeq names its product phosphoribosylaminoimidazolecarboxamide formyltransferase / IMP cyclohydrolase (gene PURH). Gene Ontology annotation, biological process: 'de novo' IMP biosynthetic process. The record is from RefSeq and is a predicted model, not a curated record. Gene Ontology annotation, cellular component: cytosol. The transcript is spliced from 2 exons. Gene Ontology annotation, molecular function: IMP cyclohydrolase activity; phosphoribosylaminoimidazolecarboxamide formyltransferase activity. The annotation marks the transcript as partial.
AAAAGCACACAGUUCAAAAUUCAUCAAGUGUGCGUGUCGGUCGUUGUGUACUUCUCCGCGUUUCUCCUGCUUCCUCUCAUUGUUUUGAGUGGCCCGGCAGCGUUCCAGGCCGUCUCUUUGCUGUCCCAUCAUCAAGGAACAUUUGUAUUGCCAGGAAAGCACAUGGCACAUGUGAUCACUGCCGUCGAAGGCACUCAAGCGGACCUCUGGAAGGUAAAGCGUGCUCUCCUUUCGGUCUCGGACAAGACGGGCUUGCUAGAGCUCGCCACGUUUCUGGUGGAGCAGGGCGUGGAGCUUUUGUCCACGGGGGGGACUGCCAAAGUGAUACGAGAGGCGGGACUGCCGGUCAAGGACGUGUCGGAGUACACCGGCGCCCCCGAGAUCUUGGACGGGCGCGUCAAGACACUCCACCCCAAGGUCCAUGGCGGUCUGUUGGGGGUGCGAGGAAACCCCACGCAUGAGUCACAAAUGGCGGAGAACGGAAUCUCGAACAUCGACGUUGUGGUGCUGAACCUGUACGCCUUCGAGCACACUGUACAGAAGGGCGGGGACUUCGCCACAUGCAUCGAGAACAUUGACAUUGGCGGGCCGUCCAUGCUGCGCUCCUCGGCCAAGAACCACAAGUACGUCGUUAUUGCCACCUCGCCCUCUCAGUACGGUGAACUCAUGGCCGAGAUGAAGGCUCAUGGCGGAAGCACAUCCUUGGCCCUGCGAAAGCGCUUCGCCGCGCGCGCCUUUGCCACCUCGGCGGCCUACGACUCGGCUAUCGCCGGAUGGAUCAAUGGCCAGCUCGGUGAGGCCGCGCCUGUCGUGACGCGCGUCUACACGCCGCAAUUCCCCCUCAAGUAUGGCUGCAACCCCCAUCAGGCGCCCGCGGGCAUCCUCUCCAUCCUCGGCACCCCCAUGCCUUUCCAGGUCCUGAACGGCACGCCCGGCUACAUCAACCUGCUAGACGCACUCAACGCUUACCAGCUCGUGCGGGAGCUUCGCGCGGCUCUGGGCUUGGCGGCAGCAGCCUCGUUCAAGCACGUGUCGCCCGCGGGGGCCGGGGUGGCCGUGCCACUGACCGCGGAGGAGGCCCAGGCCUACGAGGUCGGAGAACCGGGGGCCUUGACUCCCGUUGCCCUCGCCUACAUUCGCGCGCGCGGUGCGGAUCCCAUGUGCUCUUUCGGGGACUUUGUGGCCGUGAGCGACGUGGUAGACGAGGCGACAGCGAAGGUCCUACAGAGGGAGGUGAGUGACGGAAUCAUUGCCCCGGGCUACGAGCCCGCGGCGUUGCAGAUCCUGGCCUCCAAGAAGCAGGGGAAGUUCAUUGUCCUGCAGGCCACAGCAGAUUUCACGCCUCCCCCUGUGGAGUAUCGGGAGGUCUACGGUGCAGCCUUCAAGCAGCGCCGCAACGACGCCUUCCUCUCCCCAUCGGAUCUGAGCAAAGUGGUGACAACCGCUCAGCUUCCUGAGGAGGCGGUGCGGGAUCUGAUCAUUGCCUCCAUCGCCAUCAAGUACACUCAAUCCAAUUCGGUUGGCUACGCCUUGAAUGGGCAGGUAAUCGGCGUGGGGGCAGGUCAGCAAAGUCGAGUGGACUGUGUGAAACUAGCGGGGCGAAAGGUGGAAAUCUGGUGGCUGCGACAGCACCCGAAGGUGCGCUCCCUGGCCUUUAAGCCCACUGUGAAGCGUCAGGACCGCGUCAAUGCCCGCGUGCGCUACAUCGAAGGCGACAUCACCGCGGCGGAGCGUCCACUCUGGGAGGCAAACUUCGAGGACGUGCCGUCGCCCCUCACAGAAGAUGAGAAGGCGGCUUUCAUGGGAACGCUGAAAGGGGUGAGCUUGUCCUCGGACGCAUUUUUCCCGUUUCGGGACUCCAUCGACCACGCCUCCAAGUAUGGGGUGACGUACGUUGUCCAGCCAGGAGGCUCAGUCCAAGAUACGCAGGUUACUGAGUGCUGCAACAACUACGGUAUGGCGAUGGCCUUCACAAAUGUUCGACUCUUCCAUCACUAGAUCGUGGGCGACGUUCUUAGACCGCCAGGUCCACUAACAAAAAUAUGGAUUUACCAGGGUAAAGAAAGUAGCCGCAGCUCGCAACCUAGCUAGGCGAGCUUCGACGUUGCAUGACAAUGACUCACUCCACCUCCGACAGCCAAUAUUCUUUGCAAAAUGGUCUACAAAGUUAUUUAGCCCGAAAUGACGUAGAGAUUACCGAUAAGAUACGGUUGAAAGCGAAGUUUUUUUCAGGUUCAAAUACAGGGUGUUUUGAAAUACUUUCAUUCAAAGAACAAAGCAAUACUUUGCGGG